This is a messenger RNA of Mustela lutreola (European mink), 3698 nucleotides long. RefSeq names its product protocadherin alpha-3-like. Gene Ontology annotation, molecular function: calcium ion binding. Lineage: Eukaryota; Metazoa; Chordata; Mammalia; Carnivora; Mustelidae. Gene Ontology annotation, biological process: homophilic cell-cell adhesion. Gene Ontology annotation, cellular component: plasma membrane. The record is from RefSeq and is a predicted model, not a curated record.
GAAGCAGGCUUCCUGCGGAGCAGAGAGCCCGAUGUGGGGCUCGAUCCCAGGACCCUGAGAUCAUGACCUGAGCCGAAGGCAGCAGCCCAAACCACUGAGCCACCCAGGUGCCCCAGGAAUUCUUUUUUUAAAAAAAAGAUUUUAUUUAUUUAUUUGAGAGAGAGAGAAAGCAAGAGACAGAGCACGAGCAGGGGGAGGGGCAGAGGGAGAAGCAGACUCCCUGCUGAGCAGCGACUGGAACCUACGACCCUAACCCGGAAUCACACCUGUGCAAAAGGCACACGCUUAACCAACUGAAUCACCCAGGUGGCCCUAAUUUUUCCAUAAAAUGUAGACUUUCGGCCAACUGGUAAAAGUUAGGGUCUUGAAUCAGAUUGAGAUCCCACCCUAAUAUUACUAGUUAAUAUUUUUAAGUUACUAACCGGUAUGUGUUUUCACUUUCUUGUUUGUAAAAAGUAAUUGUAUCAAUACCUGUCUUGGAGAGUUGUUGUGAGAAUUUAAUGGAAUUAAAAAGGAAUUUAAUGGGCGGUGCUUGGGUGGCUCAGUGGGUUGAGGCAGCUUCGACUCAGGUCAUGAUCUCAGGGUCCUGGAAUCGAGCCCCACACUGGGCUCCCUGCUCGACGGAAGCCUGCUUCCCCCUCUCUCUGCCUGCUUCUCUGCAUACUUGUGAUCUCUCUUACUGUCAAAAAAAAAAACUUAAAAAAAGAAGAAUUUAAUCGGAUAACCCCAUUAGAACACCAUGCUUGUCACAUGGGGGAAUAUUUCACUACUGUUAUAAUGUUAAUCAUUCUACUGUAUUUUACUAUGUCAUGGAUUGGAAUAUUUGCAAGUGAUGAAUUAGUAUGAAAGCUGUAAGGAUGUAUUUUUAUAAAUAUAAAGAAUUUGACAAGUGCUCGAAGAGAAUUACAACUAAAGUAGAAAUUUUGGAAAAGAUGAGACAAGUUACGGAGAAGGUUAAGUACAUUUAUUUAAUACUUACCCAUUUAGCCACAUGAUGUCGCUGUCCACCACAAGGUAUUUCACCACAAAAGAAAUGCCGCAUGCGUUGUGUACUCUGGUGCUGCUUUUCCUCACCAUCUCUGAAAUACGGGCAUGGUAAGGCUAUUAAAAAAAAAAAAAAAUGAGGAACUCAAAUUCUUUUCUGAAGUUUGGAUCGAGGCAAGAACGACGCAAUAUUUGGGAAAGGCUUGCAACGGUGUUUUCAUGGAGAGAAGAAGGUUCAGGAGCCCGGCAAUUACUGCUUUCGCUUCUGCUCCUUACAAUCUGGGAGACUGGGAGCGGCCAGGUUCAUUACUCAGUCCUGGAGGAGGCCAAACACGGCACCUUCGUGGGCCGCAUCGCCCAGGAUUUGGGGCUGGAGCUGGCGGAGCUGGUGCCACGCCUGUUCCGGGUGGCGUCCAAAGGCCACGGGGACCUUCUGGAGGUAAAUCUACAGAAUGGCAUUUUGUUUGUGAAUUCUCGGAUCGAUCGGGAGGAGCUGUGCGGGCGGAGUCUGGAGUGUAGCAUCCACCUGGAGGUGAUCGUGGACAGGCCGCUGCAGGUUUUCCAUGUGGAGGUAGAAGUGAAGGACAUUAACGACAACCAGCCGGUUUUUCCAACGGCCGUAAAAAAAUUAUUUAUUUACGAAUCCCGGCUGCCUGGUUCUCGGAUUCCGCUAGAGGGCGCAUCAGAUGCAGAUAUUGGAGCCAAUUCUCUGUUGACCUACAGUCUAAACUCUAAUGAUUAUUUUACCUUGGAUAUUAAAAGAAAUGAUGCGAAUAUUAAAUCCCUUGGACUCGUGUUGAAAAAAGUUUUAAAUCGCGAGGACACUCCUGAACAUCACUUACUAAUAACGGCAGUUGAUGGUGGGAAACCAGAGCUCACUGGCACUACUCAAGUGAAGAUCACCAUUCUAGAUGUAAAUGACAACGCUCCAGAGUUUGAGAGGUCUGUCUACAAAGUCAGUUUAUUCGAAAAUGCACCAAACGGUACCCUAGCAGUGAUUGUUAACGCCUCUGAUUUGGAUGAAGGAGUAAAUAAGGACAUUGUAUAUUCUUUCAAUACAGACAUGUCAGCAGAUACUCUUUCAAAAUUCCACUUAGACCCAGUUAGUGGAUACAUCAGUGUAAAAGGUAAUAUAGAUUUCGAGGACACUAAGUUAUAUGAAAUCCAGGUAGACGCGACAGAUAAAGGAAAUCCCCCAAUGGCAGGUCACUGCACGGUUCUGGUGGAAAUUUUGGACGUCAAUGAUAAUGUACCUGAGUUGGUUAUCAAAUCACUGUCAUUACCCGUAUUAGAAGAUACUCCCCUCGGCACGGUCCUUGCCUUAAUAAGUGUGUCUGACCGUGACUCUGGUGCCAACGGGCAGUUGACCUGCACCCUGUCACCCCAUGUUCCUUUCAAGCUGGUGUCCACCUUCAAGAACUACUAUUCGCUGGUGCUGGACAGCGCCUUGGACCGCGAGAGCGUGUCCAACUAUGAGCUGGUGGUAACAGCACGGGACGGGGGAUCGCCUCCGCUCUCCGCCAGGGCCAGCAUGUCCGUGGAAGUGGCGGACGUGAACGACAACGCGCCGGCGUUCGCGCAGCCCGAGUACACGGUGUUCGUGAAGGAGAACAACCCGCCCGGCUGCCACAUCUUCACGGUGUCGGCGCGGGACGCGGACGCGCAGGAGAACGCGCGGGUGUCCUACUCGCUGGUGGAGCGGCGCGUGGGCGAGCGCGCACUGUCGAGCUACGUGUCGGUGCACGCGGAGAGCGGCAAGGUGUACGCGCUGCAGCCGCUGGACCACGAGGAGCUGGAGCUGCUGCAGUUCCAAGUGAGCGCGCGCGACGCGGGCGUGCCUCCGCUGGGCAGCAACGUGACGCUGCAGGUGUUCGUGCUGGACGAGAACGACAACGCGCCGGCGCUGCUGCCGCGGCCCGGCGCGGGCGGCGGGGGCGGCGCGCUGAGCGAGCUGGUGUCGCGGUCGGUGGGCGCGGGCCACGUGGUGGCGAAGGUGCGCGCGGUGGACGCGGAUUCCGGCUACAACGCGUGGCUGUCGUUCGAGCUGCAGCCGGCGGCGGGGGGCGCGCGCAGCCCGUUCCGCGUGGCGCUGUACACGGGCGAGAUCAGCACGACGCGCCCCCUGGACGAGGCGGACCCGCCGCGCCAGCGCCUGCUGGUGCUGGUCAAGGACCACGGCGAGCCGGCGCUGACGGCCACGGCCACCGUGCUGCUGUCGCUGGUGGAGAGCGGCCAGGCGCCAAAGGCGUCGUCGCGGGUGUUGGCGGGCGCCGCUGGCGCCGAGACGGCGCUGGUGGACGUCAACGUGUACCUGAUCGUCGCCAUCUGCGCGGUGUCCAGCCUGCUGGUGCUCACGCUGCUGCUGUACACGGCGCUGCGGUGCUCGGCUCCGCCCAGGGAGGGCGCGUGCGGGCCUGGGAAGCCCACGCUCGUGUGCUCCAGCGCGGUGGGGAGCUGGUCGUACUCGCAGCAGAGGCGGCAGAGGUGUGCUCUGGGGAGGGCGCUCCCAAGACCGACCUCAUGGCCUUCAGUCCCAGCCUUCCACCUGGUCCCAUUGGCGGGGAUAGAGAAGAGCAGCUGAAUGUGGACGGUGAUAUUUCUGCUAAGCCUCGACAGCCCAACCCUGACUGGCGUUACUCUGCCUCCCUCCGAGCAGGAAUGCACAGCUCUGUGCACCUGGAGGAGGCUGGCAUUCUGCGGGCUGGUCCAGGAGG